CCGAGGAACGGUGCCCUCUGGGCCGAGGAGGAGCCAGGAUGGCCUGGGCUCUGAAGCUGCCCCUGGCCGACGAAGUGAUCGAAUCCGGACUGGUGCAGGACUUUGAUGCCAGUCUGUCCGGAAUCGGCCAGGAGCUCGGAGCUGGUGCCUAUAGCAUGAGUGAUGUUCUUGCAUUGCCCAUUUUUAAGCAAGAAGAGUCAAGUUUGCCUCCUGAUAAUGAAAAUAAAAUCCUACCUUUUCAGUAUGUGCUUUGUGCCGCUACCUCCCCAGCAGUGAAGCUCCACGAUGAAACCUUGACGUAUCUGAAUCAAGGGCAGUCUUAUGAAAUUCGAAUGCUAGACAAUAGGAAACUUGGAGAGCUUCCAGAAAUUAAUGGCAAAUUGGUAAAGAGUAUAUUUCGUGUAGUGUUCCAUGACAGACGACUGCAGUACACUGAACAUCAACAACUGGAGGGCUGGAGGUGGAACCGACCUGGAGAUAGAAUUCUUGAUAUAGAUAUCCCAAUGUCUGUGGGUAUAAUUGAUCCUAGGGCUAAUCCAACCCAGCUCAACACAGUGGAGUUCCUCUGGGAUCCUUCGAAGAGGACCUCUGUAUUUAUUCAGGUGCACUGUAUCAGCACAGAGUUCACCAUGAGGAAACACGGUGGAGAAAAGGGAGUACCAUUCCGAGUACAGAUUGAUACCUUCAAGGAGAAUGAGAAUGGAGAGUAUACUGAGCACUUACACUCAGCCAGCUGUCAGAUCAAAGUGUUCAAGCCUAAAGGUGCAGACAGAAAACAAAAAACAGAUAGAGAGAAAAUGGAGAAACGGACACCUCAUGAAAAGGAAAAAUAUCAGCCUUCAUAUGAGACAACUAUUCUCACAGAGUGUUCUCCAUGGCCUGAGAUCACCUACGUCAAUAAUUCCCCCUCACCUGGUUUCAGCAGUUCCCAUAGCAGUUUUUCUCUAGGGGAAGGAAAUGGUUCACCAAAUCACCAGCCAGAGCCACCCCCACCAGUCACAGAUAACCUCUUGCCAACAACUACACCUCAGGAAGCUCAGCAAUGGCUACAUCGAAACCGUUUUUCUACCUUCACAAGGCUAUUCACAAAUUUCUCAGGAGCAGAUUUAUUGAAACUAACCAGAGAUGAUGUGAUCCAGAUUUGUGGCCCUGCAGAUGGAAUCAGACUCUUUAAUGCAUUAAAAGGCCGGAUGGUGCGCCCAAGGCUGACCAUUUAUGUUUGUCAGGAGUCCUUACAGUUGAGGGAGCAGCAGCAGCAGCAACAGCAACAACAACAGCAAAAGCAUGAGGAUGGAGACUCAAAUGGUACUUUCUUCGUGUACCAUGCCAUCUAUCUAGAAGAACUGACAGCUUUUGAACUGACAGAAAAAAUUGCUCAGCUUUUCAGUAUUUCCCCUCGCCAGAUCAGCCAGAUCUACAAGCAGGGACCUACAGGAAUCCAUGUGCUCAUUAGUGAUGAGAUGAUACAGAAUUUUCAGGAAGAAGCGUGCUUUAUUCUGGACACAAUGAAAGCAGAAACCAAUGAUAGCUAUCAUAUCAUACUGAAGUAGGUGUGGGGACACUCUGUGCUCAGAGGCUCUUGCUUCCUCACCUCUUGGAAACUCCUCUUCUUGAAGCAAGUCAUAAAUGGAGGCUGGAAGGUCUGCAGGAGCCUGACUCUUCUGAUUGUGUGUGUGUGUGGAGAAUCCAGAUGUUGGAGAAAGAAUUCAACUGUUUGUGUGGAUGCACACAGAGAUCACUGCCCAACAGGCAUUUCUACAAAGUUUCUUAGUUAAAAUUUCUGCACCCUGUUACUAAAAAUCAAUAGAAAUGCCACAUAAUUUAGGGUAUAUGUAGUACAGAAAGAUGAAAAUUGUGUGAUGUUUAAUGUAAAGCUGUUAAAUUUUUUGUGAUAUAGAGCCAUAUGUUUUUUUCUAAUAUAAAAGUGAAUAUCUAUA
This is a messenger RNA of Suncus etruscus (white-toothed pygmy shrew), 1937 nucleotides long. RefSeq names its product transcription factor CP2 (gene TFCP2). Gene Ontology annotation, cellular component: nucleus. Gene Ontology annotation, biological process: positive regulation of transcription by RNA polymerase II. The record is from RefSeq and is a predicted model, not a curated record. Lineage: Eukaryota; Metazoa; Chordata; Mammalia; Eulipotyphla; Soricidae. The transcript has 15 exons. Gene Ontology annotation, molecular function: DNA-binding transcription activator activity, RNA polymerase II-specific; RNA polymerase II cis-regulatory region sequence-specific DNA binding. The coding region runs from base 39 to 1550 and encodes 503 amino acids.